AUGCAUUUGCAGAAAGUGCCUCAGCUCAGAGCAGCAGCGAGGGAUGAGGAGGGGUCACCUGGACACACCAGCGCAGGAACAGCCCCUCCCCAUGCAUACAUAGAGCUCAGCUGGACCUCUGACCUCCCCUUCCUCUGCUCUGCUCUGAAGUCUCUGUACCUGCAGAGGGCACACAGACGGCUCAGCGGGGAGAGCUGGCUCCUGCCGGCGCUGUCCUGCUGGUGA
Knipowitschia caucasica is the source of this 225-nucleotide messenger RNA. The record is from the annotation of a GenBank genome assembly. Lineage: Eukaryota; Metazoa; Chordata; Actinopteri; Gobiiformes; Gobiidae.